This is a messenger RNA of Aspergillus heteromorphus CBS 117.55, 976 nucleotides long. RefSeq lists its product as uncharacterized. The record is from RefSeq and is a predicted model, not a curated record. Lineage: Eukaryota; Fungi; Ascomycota; Eurotiomycetes; Eurotiales; Aspergillaceae. The transcript has a single exon. The coding region runs from base 458 to 742 and encodes 94 amino acids.
AUAGAGCUCUCUGUCCCCCUCGCGACCUGAUCGUCAACUCCGUCCAAAGCAUCGAAGAGCGCGAAUCAGAACCGUCAGAAAUCCACCCCACACGGAUCAGCGACCAGCGCAAGAGUCUCAACCACCACUCCCAACACACCGUCCACAAUCGUCCACAUACAAUAUGCGCGACAUGCCUUCCAAAUUCAUCGAAAUCCUUGACCCCAACGACACUCACCCACGCAUUUCAGAAUGCGACGUCCGUCUAGAAGAUGUCCUGGCCGACCAUGAAGCCUUCGUCACCCGCCCGCGCUCCUCCACCCAGUCCUCCUCGAAGCCCAGUCUAGAUCGCGAAAACCCCACAUCACCCCGUUGGAAACGACUGAGCACCAUGCUCGUUCCAGCGGUGAGGCGGGGCUCCACGUGAUACCAGCCUUCCCUCCUUGCUCCUCUCCUCCCCUCCCCUGCACUAUCCACCAUGACGAAGACAAGGUCCCGGCGACCGUCACGAAUCCAUUCACUCACUCACAACCCACUACGAUAUAUACGAAAACAAAACAAAGACCUCAAGACAAUACAAGACAAGACGACAUACCACGAAGACAUGCUACUCGGGAGUUUGCUUAGACACGGGAUAAAUACCUUCAGCUCAGUUCGAUUUCGAUUUAGUUGGGCUAUUACUAUUAGCCUUAGCGAUGGAGUAGGCAGAAUCAAUUUGAAUUAUCGGGGAUACGAUGAACUCUGCUCUGCCCAUGUGGCUUGAAUUAUUAGCGAAAUUUCUUUCACCAUUCUUCUUCUAAUUCUUCUUUUCUUCCCCUCUUCCUCCCCUCUUCUUCUUUUCACCUCUUUUUUCCUUUCCUUUCCUUUCCUUUUCUUCUCUUCUUGAAAUUAAAAGCAGAAUACCUCGCGCCAACAAAUAACCAACGGGCUAGUCAGUCUCAGUAUUCCUUUGAUACCCAAUGAGUCAUUAUUACAGAACCGAUCUCAUCUAUUUUCA